This is a messenger RNA of Coprinopsis cinerea okayama7#130, 1235 nucleotides long. Its product is annotated as trans-2-enoyl-CoA reductase. The record is from RefSeq and is a predicted model, not a curated record. The coding region runs from base 1 to 1185 and encodes 394 amino acids. Gene Ontology annotation, biological process: fatty acid metabolic process. Lineage: Eukaryota; Fungi; Basidiomycota; Agaricomycetes; Agaricales; Psathyrellaceae. The transcript has 5 exons. Gene Ontology annotation, cellular component: mitochondrion. Gene Ontology annotation, molecular function: trans-2-enoyl-CoA reductase (NADPH) activity.
AUGUUCUCAACCCGUUCCUUGACGCGUUCGCUGCGCCCUCUCGUCUCAGUGCGCUUGUUUUCUACGACCCAUCCAUGCCUUGGACGGGCAGUGGUCUACACAGAGAAUGGUGACCCCACUUCUGUCCUGCAAAUCCUGAGCUACCCACCGAUCCCCGCAACGCCACCCCCCAACUCGCUCAACAUCAAAUACCUCCUCUCACCUAUCAAUCCUGCCGAUAUCAAUGUUAUCGAAGGCGUCUACCCUUCCAAACCAACACGCACUGACUCGCUGGGUAACAGUUCUGGACUCGGCAGCGAAGGCCACCCAGUGUUCAUUGGAGGAAAUGAAGGGUUAGCAGAGGUCACUGCGGUUGGGCAAGGUGCCGAUGGGAUGUACAAGGUUGGGGAUUGGGUGGUGGUUACGAAGCAACAGUCGGGGACGUGGAUGAGUGAAAGGAACAUCCCUGCGCCUGAUGUAGCGAGGGUGCCAGGUGGUAGGGCUGCGUUGACGGAGGCCGCUGGGGCUACCCUCACUGUCAACCCUCCAACAGCCUACAAUAUGUUGCACGACUUUGUGAAGCUGGAGGCCGGAGACUGGGUCAUCCAGAACGGGGCCAACAGCGCGGUGGGCCAAGCUGUAAUCCAAAUCGCUGCUGCAGAAGGGUACAAGACGAUAAAUCUCGUUCGAAACAGGGACAAUAUCGACCGACUCAAAGACCAGUUGACCAAGCUUGGCGCAACACAUGUCCUCACAUACGACGACCUCACAGACAAAUCCACGCGAGACAAGAUCAAACAAUGGACUGGUGGUAAACCCAUCCGCCUAGGGUUGAACUGCGUAGGUGGUAAAGAAACCACACUCAUGGCACGCUACCUUGGACAGGAUGCCCAUCUCGUCUCCUACGGUGCGAUGUCCAAACAGCCUCUCUCGCUCCCCACUUCCCUCUUCAUCUUCAAAAACCUAACGGCCAACGGCUUCUGGCAAAGCCAAUGGUACAAGACGCGCCCUUCCCAGGAACGAGACAAGUUGAUGCAGAAGUUGGUCGGAUACAUCAAUGCUGGAAAGCUCCAAACGCCCGACCACGAAAUCCUCCAUAUCACGGGCAACUUGUCGGAUGAAGAGGCGACCUCGGCAGUGCGGGAGGCAUUCAAGAAGUUGUCCGAGGGGAGGUACGGGAAGAAGAUCCUGCUCAAAGUCGAUUAGACUACAUACCGGGUGUCGGAAAGCAAGGGGCCCAUAAGAUAUGCAAUUAC